UCCCAGAAAUCGUUCACUUGCCCCGAAUGCGGAAAGGUGUUUAAUGCCCACUAUAAUCUUACCCGUCACAUGCCCGUCCACACGGGGGCCAGGCCGUUCGUUUGCAAAGUUUGCGGGAAAGGAUUCAGACAAGCCAGUACGUUGUGCAGGCAUAAGAUUAUCCACACGUCCGAAAAACCGCACAAGUGUGGCACGUGCGGUAAGGCGUUCAACCGCAGCUCCACGCUCAACACCCACAUGCGGAUCCACCAGGGCUACAAGCCGUACGUGUGUGAAUUCUGCGGGAAGGGCUUCCACCAGAAAGGCAACUACAAGAACCACAAACUGACACACAGUGCAGAAAAACAGUAUAAGUGCAGCGUCUGCUCCAAGGCCUUUCACCAGAUUUACAACCUCACCUUCCACAUGCACACGCACAACGAUAAAAAGCCCUAUACUUGCCACGUAUGCGGGAAAGGCUUCUGCCGGAACUUCGACCUGAAGAAGCACAUGAGGAAGCUCCACGACGGCGCGCAGAUGAGCAGUUCCGGAAGCACGUCGGACCCACACAGCCCCCAGCCGAGCCUCAACCAGCCUUCCCACCAGAACCUUGCGUCGUCGCACGGACAUAUGUUUCCUGUUCAAGGGGGCUUCGGGCCGACAGCUUUCCUGGCGAGGCCGCCCUUGUUCAAUCAUCAAGCUCUAGCCUGCCAGAGGCGUCUCCUUUCACCUUAUAUGGUGGGACCAAACGCCGCAAGCCUCUUGCACAAGAUCUCUUCAAUGAUUUAAUCUGUCCAAAGUC
This is a messenger RNA of Lymnaea stagnalis (great pond snail), 781 nucleotides long. NCBI's taxonomy places the organism in Eukaryota, Metazoa, Mollusca, Gastropoda, Lymnaeidae. The record is from the annotation of a GenBank genome assembly.